Molecule: messenger RNA, 1725 nt
Organism: Drosophila novamexicana
Lineage: Eukaryota; Metazoa; Arthropoda; Insecta; Diptera; Drosophilidae
Gene: Aldh7A1
Product: putative aldehyde dehydrogenase family 7 member A1 homolog
Exons: 2
Coding region: 64-1692 (542 amino acids)
Molecular function (GO): aldehyde dehydrogenase (NAD+) activity
Source: RefSeq, a predicted model, not a curated record
GUUGAUAACUGAGCGGUGCAGGGAGCACAUCGGCAAGCAGCGGACCUAAGUGGACAACAAAACAUGAUCGCACAUUUGAGACAUUUGACGAGACGGUUGCCCGCCCAGCAUGGCCGGCUAUUGUCGGGCCAACGGCAGCAGCUGCGCAGUGCCUCUUUUCUGAUUGAUCAGCCGGAGUACAGUUUCCUCAAGGAUCUGGGUCUUGAACGUGACAAUCCCGGCGUGUUUUCGGGCCACUGGCAGGGUCGAGGACCGAGCAUCACCAGCUAUGAUCCAGGCACCGGUCAGGCCAUUGCCACAGUGCGUCAGGGUAAUGUGCAGGAACUGCAGCAAGCAAUCGGACUGACCGUGGAGGCCUACAAGCAAUGGCGCCAGGUGCCGGCACCCGUGCGUGGCGAGAUUGUGCGUCAAAUUGGCGACGAGCUACGCAAAUACAAGGAACCGCUAGGCAAGCUUGUCUCCCUGGAGGUGGGCAAGAUCUACAGCGAGGGUCAGGGCGAGGUACAGGAGUUCAUUGACAUUUGCGACUAUGCCGUGGGACUCUCACGCAUCUAUGCCGGCCAGGUAAUCAAUUCGGAGCGUGCCCAGCACACCAUAUUAGAGGCAUGGCGUCCGCUUGGCCUAGUGGGCGUUAUAUCGGCCUACAACUUUCCCAACGCCGUCUUUGGCUGGAAUACAGCCAUUGCUUUGACAACAGGCAACAGCGUGCUAUGGAAGGGAGCGCCCAGCACCCCCCUCGUCUCCGUGGCCACCACCAAAAUUGUCGCCGAGGUGUUGCGACGCAACAAUUUGCCGGCCGUGGUCAGCCUCUGCCAAGGUGGCACAGAUGUGGGCGCAGCUCUAGUCGCGGAUAAACGCGUCAAUCUGCUCAGUUUCACGGGCAGCUGCCAGACGGGACGGGAUGUUGGUGUGGAGGUUCAGCGUCGUUUCGGCAAGGUCAUAUUGGAGUUGGGCGGCAACAACGCGUUAAUUGUUGACGAGUCGGCCAAUAUAAAAAUGGCCUUAGAUGCGGCGCUCUUUGGUUGCAUUGGCACCAGCGGACAGCGCUGCACCACCACAAGGCGCAUCAUUGUCCACGAGAAACUGCACGACAGCUUUGUGGAGGCGUUGACUGUCAAGUAUGCGCAGCUAUUGCCGCGCAUUGGCCACCAGCUGGAGGCGCAAACCCUCGUGGGACCCGUGCACACACAGCAGAAUGUCGACAGCUAUAAAGCGACCAUCGAGGAGGCCAAGCUGCUGGGCGGCACUGUAGCCUUUGGAGGACGUGUUUUGGAGCGUGCUGGGCAUUAUGUGGAGCCCACCAUCAUUACUGGACUGCCGCAUGAUGCCAGCGUUGUGCAUCGUGAAACAUUUGCUCCCAUUGUCUAUGUGCUCAAAGCGCGCGAUGUGAACGAGGCUAUUGCCUGGAACAAUGAGGUGGAGCAGGGCCUGUCCUCGGCCAUCUUCACGGAGAAUAUUAGCCAGGCCUUCAAAUGGAUUGGUGCCCAAGGUUCCGAUUGUGGUAUCGUUAAUAUUAACACCACCACAAACGGCGCAGAAAUUGGCGGCGCCUUUGGCGGUGAGAAGGCUACGGGCGGUGGUCGUGAAUCGGGAUCAGAUGCAUGGAAACAGUACUGCAAGCGUGCCACCAUCACGGUGAAUCACUCGGGCGAACUGGCCUGUGCUCAGGGCGUUGUCUUUAACGUAGAGUAAAAGAAACGUUUGCACGGAAUUCGUUUUUAUUUU